Limulus polyphemus (Atlantic horseshoe crab) is the source of this 6430-nucleotide messenger RNA. It is a transcript of the gene plx, whose product is annotated as TBC1 domain family member 4-like. Lineage: Eukaryota; Metazoa; Arthropoda; Merostomata; Xiphosura; Limulidae. The record is from RefSeq and is a predicted model, not a curated record. The coding region runs from base 167 to 4855 and encodes 1562 amino acids. The transcript is spliced from 23 exons.
UGCGUUAGAACUGUUAGUGUUAGCUUUAAUUUAAGGUGGUGUAUUAAGCAAUUGUGGAAGUAUAAUAAGUGGAAGUCAUUAUUAUUAUUAUAACAGUCUUCGUUUUAGCAUGACCUGUUCUAAAUAAUAAGUCUUCAGAAUAGAACAUAUAUAUAUAUAUAUCAAGAUGCUUUCAAGAAACAAUUUUGAUGAAACGAGAAACAAUGUUAAUGAAAUGCCAUUGGUGGAACUAACAAAAGAACAGGAAAAGUGUGAUUAUAAGGAAUCACACUACCGGCUUCAUGUUAGCCAUGUUACCUUUCAGCGAAUGUACAGAGUUAACUAUCUUGGUCAGGCAGUACUUGAUCCACGGUAUACCCAGCCUAUGUUACCAUGGAUAAUAGCUGAGGUCAGGAGGACAGCUCAUCAUCGACAAACUAAGAUAGAAAUUUUUAUUGAGGUGACUGAUUCAUCAUUAAAAGCGUUGAUGGCAGAUGAUAAUCAGGUUUUAUUUGAACAUAAUCUUCAGAAUAUCUCCAAGUUUGCUCAAACUUCUCAGGAUCACAGUUGCUUCUCAUAUUUGACCCGAGACAAUCCAGAACUGCCCAUGGCAUGCCAUGUCUUCCAGGCUGAUGAUGAGAGUACUGUUCUAGAGCUGUUCACCAGUAUGAGAGAAAUGACAAAAGAGAUGAGUCAUCAGUCUUCUAUAUCAAGUGCUUUUAGCUGGGGCAACUCUUCAUGGUUGGACAACUUAUUAACCAACUCUCAGCAGUAUGAAGUACUCUAUAUUGGCAAAAUCAAGGUUUCUCAUAAAAGAGCACCACCAUCGUUUAUUGAUGAAGCAGUAGAAAAAUUCAGACUUUAUGAACUUGAGAAGUUACGAGCCAAGCAAGACCAGGAAAAGUCUCAGCACAGGCAGCGACGUGACAGUGGAGCCAGCUGUAAGAGCCUUCCACACAGUUUGGAGAUGGUAGUAGAACCCAUAGAAAAUCACUUGGCUGAUCAGGUGGUUGGAAAUGAGGAGAACCAAAGUGUCAAAGGUUCUCUAGAAAAUGAAAUGGAGUCUUCUGUGAACCGUAGUCGGCAAGGAAGUGGAGAUAGUAUGGAGUUCUCUCUUAGACCUCUUGACAGUAAUGAUAGUAUGUCAAGAUCAGUGAUGGACACACGAUCUCUGGUGACACAUACUCAGAGUAUGGACACAGCUGCCCGAUCAUCUGUUAUCCAAAGUUUACAUGACUACGAAGUGAAAAGAUCAUCUUCUCAACACUUAUUGCUUCCUCCUGAGGACCAUUCACUCAUUACUCACACCCAGAGUCUUGAUGCUCCAACCAAAGCUGCCAUUGUGAAUGACUUGCAGGGCUGUGGUGAGUCUACCCGGGUCAGGUCUUGCAGUGGUGACAUGCCACGAGCUACCAAACAGAACUCACUUCCUAUUUAUCGAGCCCGUGUUAAUAGUGGGAGCAGCAUUGACUUUGGUCGUUCUCGCUCUCGACAACAAGGAAACCGUACUAUGCUAUUCCUUAUUGGACGUAUGGAACUCUGUUUUAUCAGCACUGAUAAGAAGCAAGUUUUACUCAACCGAAUGUUUAAUGACAUCUCUCACUGUUCUCAAGGAGUUAAGAGUCCAGAUCAUUUUGGAUUUAUCUGUAGAGAGAUACUGUCAGGGGCUGAUACUUAUGUUGGAUAUGUUUUUCGUUGCCAAAGAGAACAAGUGGUAGAUGAAGUGAUGUUUUCCCUAAAACAAGCUUUCCAUAGUGCUCACCAGACUUUCCAGCAACAACAAGUGGCACGAAACCAAACCUUUAUGUGUGAGAGCUGUCCAAUGCAUUGGUUUCAUCGCCUCUGUCUUGAUAUUGAAGGCCUGCCUUCUGAAAACAUUCAUGAUCAUAUAAGAAAAUGGUUGGGAAAACUAUCUGAAGAAGAAAAGGAAGAUAUAAUUUUGAGAUACAAGGGAACUGAAACAACAACUUUACAAGAAAAGAAUGAAGUGUUGAUGAUGCUGUUCAGAAGUUACUUUGAGAGAAAACAGAUGAAACAUACUCAUGCGACAAAUGGCAAUCAUAGCAACAGAUGUGAGAUUGGUUUUUUUGAAAAAAAAAGCUCUUCUAAACUGGAUUCCUUUAAGGAAAAAGCAAGAAAAUCGUUAUCAAGCUCUUUUGAAAACAUUCUGAAGAGAAAAGUAAAAGAAGACCCAAGGGAAAGGUCAGGUACAACAGAGUCAGAGCCAACUAGCAGGAUAACCAGUGAAGACCAUUCAGAGACUUCCUUUAUCGGUAACGAUAAACAUAUACAGCGAGAAAGAAGUUAUGAUGUGUGGGACUCUCAAGCAGGUAAUGAGAAGGAAAGGUUGUCACCUGUCCAACAACGUCCACGUAGCUCAACAUUCAGUACAGUUAAAGAAGCCCAGAAACAAGUGUUGAAGAAAACUGGAACGGACACAACUUCUUCAGCAGAAAAGUCACCCCAGCAUCAAGUCAGCCCAAUGAUGAACAUAUUCAUGAAAGUGGGAAAUCGAACUGUUGCUGAAGAUGGUGCAAAGACACCAAGUAAACAGGGAUCAUGGCGACAAGUCAUUUUCCAGAGAGUUCAGACUCCGAUUCAGGAAAGAAAAGCUUUACUUGAGGAACAUCUGAAACCAGAAGACUCUUUAGAGCCUCCAGGAUCUUCUGAAAAAGUUGCAUCUCUGAGCAAGCGUUCCAAAUCCGAGUUGCGUGCCUUAUGGAAGAAAGCCAUAAUGGAGCAGAUUAUUUUGAUCCGUAUGGAAAAAGAAAAUAGAAAACUGCAAGCCCGACAGAAUGCUGUCUCUAACAAAAGAUUAAAACUGGACUAUGCAGAAAUCACACCUUGUCUUAAAGAUGCCCAAAAGCAAUGGGACAAACUUCUCAGUACUCCAAACCGGUCAAGUGUGUGUUUUAGUCUUGGUAAACUGAAAGAAACUGUCAAAAAUGGAGUACCUCGUCACAGACGUGGAGAAGUGUGGCAGUUCCUUGCUGAGCAGCAGCAGCUCCACACUUUCACGCCAGCCUCUGUGCCUGAAACUGUUGAUCUUAGUCAGUCUUACAGUGAACUUCUAAGUCAACUGACUUCCCAACAACAUGCUAUUCUCAUUGAUCUAGGACGCACGUUUCCCAGCCAUCCUUAUUUCUCUCAACCUCUUGGUCCUGGUCAACUUGCUCUCUUCAAUCUGUUGAAGGCCUACUCACUACUCGACACUGAGGUUGGUUACUGUCAAGGGCUCAGUUUCGUAGCAGGGAUCCUGUUGCUUCAUAUGUCGGAAGGACAAGCUUUCCAAAUGAUGAAACAUAUCCUCUUUCUUCUCGGAUUCCGAAGGCAAUAUAAACCAGACAUGGUAGCUUUACAGGUCCAGAUGUAUCAACUGUCUAGAUUACUUCAUGAUCAACAUCGUGAUGUUUACUCCCACUUGGAGAGUUAUGAAAUUGGGCCAACACUAUAUGCAGCUCCAUGGUUUCUCACUCUUUUUGCUUCUCAGUUCUCCUUAGGUUUUGUAUCCAGGUUGUUUGACUUGAUAUUUCUACAAGGUAUUGAAGCAGUUUUUAAAGUGGCACUAGUUUUACUUAGUAACCACAGGGAGCUUCUACUGCAGUGCUGCAGUUUUGAAUCAAUAAUGGAAUUUCUCAAGACCACAUUACCAUCAAUGGGAAUAAUUCAAAUGGAAAGGAUUUUUAACCAGGUAUUUAAUCUGGACCUUAGUAAACAACUUCAAGCAUAUGAAGUAGAAUAUCAUGUCUUACAAGAAGAAAUGCUUUACAGUCCAGACCGUGCAGAUGAUGACCUAUUUCAAAAACUGGAAACUGUAAAUCGAAAUCUGAAACGGCAGAACAUGGAACUGCUAGAGCAACUGCAGGUAGCACACACCAAUGUCCAUACCUUGGAGAUGUCGGUCACUUCCUACCAGAACACUGUGAAACGACUGGAAGACAGGGUAAACUCUCUUCAGGAUGAAAGGGAUGCUCUUCUACACAGUGUGAAUGUAAUGCGCAAGAAAAUGGAACGUUUAGAAGUGUCACGAAUAGGAUCAGACACUGAUGAUGACAGUUGGGCUCCAUCUCUUUCUGUUAUUCGAGGUAUUCAUGGGAAAGAGGAGAGUGUCGACUUUGACCCUUUAGAACUUUCUGAUCUUCUUCAUAUUGGAUCUUCUGAUAUAACUAAUACAAGUCCUUAUGAUCAUGUCAUCGUAAAAGAUACUCAACAAGAAUUGGUAUAUAAUCAUAGCAGAAGGUGUGAUAUUAACAAUCAGAUGGUAGGGGAUUUUACAGAAAGUAAUAAUACAGACAAACAGAUGAUAGAAGACUGUACAAAAAUUCAUGAUACAGACAAACAGAUGGUAGUGGACUGUACAGAGAGUCAUGAUACACACAAACAGAUGGCAGAGGACCAUACAGAAAGUUAUGAUACACACAAACAGAUGAUAGGGGGCCAUUCAAAGAGUCAUGGUACAGACAAGCAGAAUAUAGUUAGGUGUAAAGAAAGUCAUGAUACAGUCAAGCAGAUGGUAGGAGACCAUACAAAAAGUCAUGAUACAGUCAAGCAGAUGGUAGGAGACCAUACAAAAAGUCAUGAUACAGGCAAGCAGAUGGUAGGAGACCAUACAAAAAGUCAUGAUACAGGCAAGCAGAUGGUAGGAGACUCUACAGAAAGUCAUGAUACAGGCAAGCAGAUGGUAGGAGACUCUACAGAAAGGCAUGAUACAGGAAAACAGAUGUUUGGGGACUCUACAGAAAGUCAUGAUACAGAUAAACAGAAUAUUGUCAGAUGUAAAGAAAGUCAUGACAAAAACAAAGAAUAUGACUGUAGAAAGAGUUGUGGCACAGGAGCAGAUAAAAAAAGCAAGAGUUGUACUAUAGAAUCUAGAUGAGUUUUUCACAUACUUAUUAUACCAAUGAACAGAAAGUAAGCAGUAGUACUGACAACCCCUCACAGAGAAAAAAACAGUUUCCUAUUGAAUGAGAAACUUGGGUCAUUGUCUUAGAAAAUAUUGCAACAGUAAGUGUUUAUAUCUGGUAAAUUAUUGAAACUUAAACUAAUGUUUGUUAGUUGUGAGGCUCUUUACCAAAAUGUUCAUUUCCACGUGUCGCUCAACCAAGAACACUAACAAAGUAUCCUAUUCUGUUAAAAGUGUAUUGUAACUCACUAUUUCAAGUGCCCUUUUAAAAGUAUGUUUUAGUACAAACUGUCUGAACUACCUUUGUUCUGUUUCACUAACCACUUUUAAAAGUAUAUUUUAGUACAAACUGUCUGAACUACCUUUGUUCUGUUUCACAAACCACUUUUAAAAGUAUAUUUUAGUACAAACUUUAUCAACUACCCUUACGUUCUUUCACAUACCCUUUUUGCAAGUGUACUCUCGUACUUGUUUAUUUAACUACCAUUGUUCUGUGUCUCUUACUAUUUUAAAAGGUAUUUUCUGGUGCUAACCAUUUCACCUACCUGUUUCCUUUUCAAAAUAUGUUUUAUGAUAAUAUUUGUCUUGUUUCAAUUUUCUGAGAAAUCUGUUUCAUUUUGAGUUCAAGAUCUUACUUUUGGAAGUAAUGUUAGAGAGUGUGAGCUCAUGACCAACUUGUUAACAUUAGAGUUGAAGAGUAAGUUAUGCUGUGGUUAGUCAGAAAUAUUGAAGACAUAAAAAGUAAAUGUUGAUAAAAUAUGAAUAUAUCUAGUCAUUGAAGUUAUGGAACUAAAGUUUAUAAUACAAACCACGGAUACUUUAGUAACCUGAAACAAUGGUUAAUAGAUGGUGAAUUGAGGUUUGAAGGCUGGUAUUUUUUGUUUUUAUUUUUCAACUCUCAGAUACUCUAGAGCAGAACACUUUAUAUAAUAUCUUUUUGUGGAACUACAGUGUAUGGAAUAAUAUAUACUUAGGAGAACAUGGGUAUCUUUGUGGAACUACAGUGUAUGAUAUAACAUAUACUUAGGAGAACAUGGGUAUCUUUGUGGAACUACAGUGUAUGAUAUAUACUUAGGAGAACAUGGGUAUCUUUGUGGAACUACAGUGUAUGAUAUAACAUAUACUUAGGAGAACAUAGGUAUCUUUGUGGAACUACAGUGUAUGAUAUAUACUUAGGAGAACAUGAGUAUCUUUGUGGAACUACAGUGUAUGAUAUAACAUAUACUUAGGAGAACAUGGGUAUCUUUGUGGAACUACAGUGUAUGAUAUAUACUUAGGAGAACAUGAGUAUCUUUGUGGAACUACAGUGUAUGAUAUAACAUAUACUUAGGAGAACAUGGGUAUCUUUGUGGAACUACAGUGUAUGAUAUAACAUAUACGUAGGAGAACAUGGGAGUAUUUUGACCAUUUGAUAAAACAGUGUUUUAAUGAGUCUAAUAACUUGAUGCCAUGUCAGUUAUAACAUACUAAAAUAGAAUAUUUUCACUUCAAGACAUUUUGUUACAUUGAAAUUGUGUACCCUCUGUUUUGAUAAUAAAACAGUAUUUU